Vicugna pacos (alpaca) is the source of this 829-nucleotide messenger RNA. The record is from RefSeq and is a predicted model, not a curated record. Lineage: Eukaryota; Metazoa; Chordata; Mammalia; Artiodactyla; Camelidae.
AUGCCCCCAAGGGGAGCUGCUAGACAAGAGAGGCACUUUAUCCGACCGCGAUUUAAGGCGAAGGCGCUUCUCACAGCUCCUCUGGGCACAUUAAGCAGGGGGUCGAGCCCCUGGUGCACCAAGUCCAGCCACCAGAGACCCUCCCUGCCCUCCCCGACCUCUUCUUUUCAGCAAGUGGAGAUCUGCGACGCCUUCCAGGAAGUCAUGUUAUGGCUCCUGAGAAUUGAGAACAUCUUUGACUUCUCCCAGACCACUUUUAACCUGGCUCUUAGUAUCUUCAGUCGCCUCAUGGUUUCAGUCAAGAUAAAAAAGCAUUUACUCCAUUGUGUCACAAUUACUUCCUUAAGACUUGCUGCAAAAGUUAACGAAGAGGAGGAGUUAAUUCCACGCAUAUAAGACUUCAUAAAGCACUAUGGCUCUGGCUAUUCCCCGAAUGAGCUGCUGAGGAUGGAGCUGGCUAUUUUGGACAAACUGCACUGGGACCACUAUAUUGGGACACCGCUGGAUUUCUUGGUCAUAGUAAGUAUGAGGACUUUCCAGAGCCUACCCUGGACUCAUUUGUGCCUUUGGAACAGCUGUUCACAACAUAGGAUGGCAAAGCACACAUCCUUGCACAUGCAUCACAGUGAGGUGACCCACAGGCUCACGACAUACGGAAGAGUGAAAUUUUAUCUUAAAUCCAACACAGUUCCACCAGACUCCCACUUCUAAAGGACAUUAAAUUAACUUUACAAAGAUUUUUAGACGGCACUAUUAUGGUGAGUUUCUCUUUUAAAUACACACUGCAAAAAUAUGUAACUUUCCAUUCUAUGAAUACUGUACAUAAAAA